Polistes dominula (European paper wasp) is the source of this 2050-nucleotide messenger RNA. It is a transcript of the gene Err, whose product is annotated as estrogen-related receptor. Gene Ontology annotation, molecular function: sequence-specific DNA binding; zinc ion binding; DNA-binding transcription factor activity. The record is from RefSeq and is a predicted model, not a curated record. Lineage: Eukaryota; Metazoa; Arthropoda; Insecta; Hymenoptera; Vespidae. Gene Ontology annotation, biological process: regulation of DNA-templated transcription.
GCAUUUUUAUAGUCAUUCGAUUUUUAUUUAAUUUAUUUAUUUUUCAUAGCAAGUAAUGAAGACUUAGUAGAUUUGAAUAAAUUAUUCUUUUUAAAUUUAAAAUUCAAGUUAAACUCUAAAGAAUUGAUAAGUUAGCCGAUAGAGGUCAGUACCGGUUUUGUUCCGUACGGUCAAGUUCAAAAUUACACCGCUCACACGUGACGGCGCCACAUGUACGACGAAUCUGAGUAAUCGGGGUUUUCUGCUUGUACUGAGCCGUGGAAUCGGCCAUUACUUCAAUAUUUCUCCCGCGAACAAAUACCUACAAUCCACGAUGAGGAGACAAAAGAGUCUGCAAAAAUCGGGUGUGAAAAGGAGCGAGAACGAUAUGGAGGCCUGGAUGUACGACGUGGUUUGUAUGAUGUCUGGCACUGCUACUGAAGGUAUGAUAUGCUACAACAGAACCAUGCCAAACAUUAAACAAGAAGUCGACAACCCCGCGACGCCUACGCAAAACUAUCAAGUUUGUUCACCGACCACUACACUGCAAAAUCAGGAGGUAAUUUGCACAAAAAUGGAUGUGCCGCCUGAUUAUGGCGGCGGAGGUGGUGGUGGUGGUAGCGCUGGUAACGGAAAUGGUGGAGGUGGUAGCGGAAGUCCAGGUAGUCCAGAGAUGCAUCACUGUUCUUCGACGACUCAACCUUUAGGAACUCCUGAGGAAGGCAUUAAAGAGGAAGACAUGAUGCCGAGGAGACUGUGUCUUGUUUGUGGAGAUAUAGCAAGUGGAUUCCAUUACGGUGUCGCAUCUUGCGAAGCGUGCAAAGCUUUCUUUAAAAGGACCAUACAAGCGAGUAACUUUACAGGAAACAUUGAAUAUACUUGCCCGGCAAACGGAGAGUGCGAAAUAAAUAAACGUAGAAGAAAAGCUUGUCAAGCGUGCAGAUUUCAAAAGUGUCUUCGUCAAGGAAUGUUAAAGGAAGGUGUAAGAUUGGAUCGGGUGAGAGGUGGCAGGCAAAAGUACAGAAGAUCUACAGACCCUUACAUCCCUGUGAAAACGGCUACAUUGGAAGAACCAGUUCGAGUAUCCGUACAUAUAAACAAACAUUUUUUAAUAUUUCAAGUGAGCGUAGCAUCCGGAGGAUCUGGAGAACAAAUAAAUAACAAGAUGGUCGAAGCUCUAGCUGCAUGCGAGCCUGAUAUUUUACAAGUAUCCAAUCUUUCUCAUACAUUGGAUACAGAUCAGAGGAUACUGGGCCAAAUGGCGGAUCUUUAUGAUCGCGAAUUAGUUGGAACUAUCGGUUGGGCUAAGCAGAUACCAGGAUUCAGCAGUUUAGCUUUAAAUGACCAGAUGCGACUUCUACAAAGUACAUGGGCGGAAAUUCUCACUUUCAGUUUAGCAUGGAGAAGUGUGCCUAAUAAUGGUAGAUUGUGGUUCGCUCAAGAUUUCAGUUUGGAUGAACGUCAGGCACGUGAAUGCCAUUGUAUAGAAUUAUAUACACACUGUAUCCAGAUCGUAGAAAGGAUUCAACGAUUGGGUUUGAUCAAAGAAGAGUACUAUGUACUGAAAGCAUUGAUUCUGGCGAAUAGCGACGCAAGAUCAGAUGAACCUCAAGCGCUGUAUCACUUUCGUGACGCAAUAUUAAAUUCCCUUUCGGACUGUGUAGCAGCUGUUAGGCCAGGACAGGCAUUACGUGCUACGCAAAACAUGUUCCUAAUACUGCCUAGUCUUAGGCAGGCCGAUGGAAUUGUAAGGAAAUUUUGGUCGAGUGUUUGUAGAACGGGCAAAGUGCCGAUGAACAAGCUUUUUGUAGAAAUGUUGGAAGCUGCCUAUUAUCGAUGAAACAACUAGAACCUGGUCGAAUCUUAUCAUUUAAAGAAGAACUUUUCGUCAAAGUUAUCAUUGAUUGUCGAUUUAGAAAAUAAUCACUAUUGUGCGGAAAUAACAGAGGUGUUUAACUUGCCUUUUCGAAACUAACGAGAAUGACAGUGAGUGAUAUAAGUGAAAAAAAAAAAAGAACAGUGCAGUUCUGAUAUAAUAUGUUAAUAAUAUAUAUAUGUUCUAUAUAUAUAU